GCAGUUGGCACCGUGACCUUGGGAGCUGGGAAGCCUGACUAGAAUUCCUGGGAGCCAUGUGAGCUGGACUGGCAGGAGCAGCUGCAGCCAAUGGGGAAGAGACYAGCACUGGCUGCUUGGAUUGAGUUUCACUCCUGUGGCUUGAGAUUUUUCUCUUUCUCUCCCUGUUGUGMUUUUCCUCUUUGUUUACGGGAUUGGACAGACGAAUGCACUGAUGGAGCACUAGCAAGCAAGAUGUUUGUGUAGCGGAAUUGGGAUUCUGCCUUCAGUGCUGAGCAACCACUUCUCACCAUUGCCUACCACAGCUCCAGCCCCCUGGCAUGGCUGGGCGUUUACAGCUCUGGGCCGUCUGAGCACACAACCCGCCCUCUUCUAGUAGGGUAUUUUAUGUUGUGUUCUCUCGUAAGCACGUCAUUUUUGCUCUCCUUAGAGGUUUUAGUGUAUGAGGCUUUUUAAUCCAUGGGAGAUGGGUCAGGACCAGACAAAGCAACAGAUAGAGAAAGGACUCCAUCUUUACCAGUCUAACCAGACCGAAAAGGCCCUGCGAGUCUGGAUGAGGGUUUUGGAGAAGUCUGCGGAUCCUGCUGGCAGGUUUCGGGUUUUGGGUUGCCUCAUCACUGCUCAUGCAGAGAUGGGCAGAUACAAAGACAUGCUGAAGUUUGCAGUGGUACAGAUUGACACAGCACGGGAGCUGGAAGACCCGGAUUACCUUACAGAGAGCUACCUAAACCUGGCUCGCAGCAAUGAGAAACUCUGUGAAUUCCAGAAAGCAAUCUCGUACUGUAAAACGUGCCUGAACAUGCAGGGUACCACUGUGAGYCUGCAGCUGAAUGGCCAGGUGAGCCUCAGCAUGGGCAAUGCCUUCUUGGGCCUCAGCAUUUUCCAGAAGGCUUUGGAGUGCUUUGAGAAAGCUUUACGCUACGCACACAACAACGAUGACAAGAUGCUGGAAUGUCGAGUCUGCUGCAGCCUUGGGAACUUCUACACCCAGAUAAAGGACUACGAGAAAGCCUUGUUCUUCCCAUGUAAAGCCGCUGAGCUGGUGAAUGAUUACGGGAAGGGCUGGAGCCUGAAGUACCGUGCCAUGAGCCAGUACCACAUGGCCGUGGCCUAUCGCAAGCUGGGGCGCCUGGCGGAUGCCAUGGACUGCUGUGAGGAGUCCAUGAAGAUUGCCCUGCAGCAUGGUGACCGGCCGCUGCAAGCACUGUGUCUGCUCUGCUUUGCAGAUAUCCAUCGCAGUCGCAGAGACGUGCAGACAGCCUUUCCUCGGUAUGACUCUUCCAUGAGCAUCAUGACAGAGAUUGGAAACCGUCUGGGCCUGAUCCAAGUGCUGCUAGGAGUGACUAAGUGCUGGAUGAUUCAGAAGGAGCUGGACAAGGCUCUGGAAAGCAUUGAAAAGGCCCAGGAGCUGGCAGAGGGACUAGGGAACAAGCUUGGCCUGCUGAAACUCCACUGCCUGUGUGAAAGGAUCUAUCGCACGAAGGAGCAGCAGCGAGAAUUGCGUGACCAUGUAGUGAAGUUCCACGAAUGCGUGGAAGAGAUGGAGCUGUACUGUGGCAUGUGUGGAGAGUCCAUUGGGGAGAAGAACAACCAGCUCCAGGCACUACCUUGCUCCCACUUCUUCCACUUGAAGUGCCUCCAGACCAACGGGACCCGCGGCUGCCCCAACUGCCGCCGCUUGUCGGUGAAGCCGGGCUACGUGUGACCGCCCGCGGGGCUCGGCCGGGACCGACGGAGCCGCUCCCCGACCCCUCGGGCUGUGCCUGGC
Messenger RNA from Malurus melanocephalus (red-backed fairy wren), 1768 nucleotides. It is a transcript of the gene RAPSN, whose product is annotated as receptor associated protein of the synapse. Gene Ontology annotation, molecular function: acetylcholine receptor binding; protein-membrane adaptor activity. The coding region runs from base 443 to 1705 and encodes 420 amino acids. The transcript has 8 exons. NCBI's taxonomy places the organism in Eukaryota, Metazoa, Chordata, Aves, Passeriformes, Maluridae. Gene Ontology annotation, cellular component: synapse. The record is from RefSeq and is a predicted model, not a curated record. Gene Ontology annotation, biological process: chemical synaptic transmission.